AGCACUUCAUCGAAUCCCCGACAAUGGAGGGAGGGGGGGAUGGGUCAAGGAACCGCAGGCAGGCGGAGAGGCUUGAAAUCCUGUUGGAGUCCUCGAGGACGCUGAUUGCGAGGCUGGCCAGCCUCAAGAACGAAUUGAACCAUCCUGACGUUCAGAGCCGCCUGCCAUGGAACGAGAAGCAGAUGAAGUCUGUGGCUCAGCACAUGAAGAGCACGUUCCCUGCAUAUCCCAAUCUACAGUCUCUUGAUGACUCCAAGGGCCCUGAGGAGCUCAGGAAGCGCUCCAAGGCAUCGAUCGUCUGCCAGCUGCUCGAGAGGUACUUCCUCGCCUUCUACGACAGUGUUGAUGUCCGAGAAGAGACGCGGAUGCUCCUGGCUGAGAUCGCGUGUGAGGGUCAGGGCAUGCUGCUGCAGGAGAUGCCGACGCUGGUUGCUGCCUUCAUGAACCUGCUGGUUGCGUACAUGGAGAUGAUCCUCCUCCUUUCUCUCAUCGCAGACAAGGAGCUGAUUGUCUGCUUCUACACCUACUGCUUUCAGUACGCCACUGAUCUUCCUGUGACUAAGUACGAACCCGUCGCCAACUUGUUCCAUCACGUCUGCCCGAGUUAUGAUGUCGCAUGGCAAUCUCUGAGGAGUGAGUUCGAAGAGGUGCCAACCUUCGCAAACUACGCGACAUCGAAGAAGAUGUCGGACUUCUUGCAAAGUUUGCUCUUUGAAGACAGGCGGUCAACGGCGUCGCAGUCUGUACUGUCUUACUACCAGUCGAUGCGUGAUUUGAUCGAUGGCGACUCAUGCUUUGGAAAUUCCUUAAUUCAUAGUGGGGAGAACCUGCAAUAUCCGUCAGGAUUCAAGACAGUGGGAGAGCUGACUUACUGGAUGGCACCGCAGAUGGAAGACAUGUUAACUUGGAUGACGAUGGGGCUGCUGGCAUGCCCAACUUUGAUCAUACUGAAUCACACCAAGGACAACGUGGAAUUCAUGAAGCACGUUCUAGAGGAGCGAUGGGUGAUUGAGUGUGCAGGACUGCAGAUAUGGACACAUGUAGAGAUGUACAAGAUCUUCCAUGACAAGAGCUUCAUCUCGGAGUACGAGAAGAGUAUGUCGAAGCAAGGUUUCAAGGCUGCCAAGGACCGUUUCAAGAAGUCGAUCUCCAACUUCAUCAAGAAUGCUCCUAACGAGCACAGAAAGCGCAGGGCACUGCUGCAUGUUCGGUGCGAGGGUUUCUUCCAUGUGCUCAGCGACUCGCCUGGCCUCCUCGGCCCUCAGUGGUUCUCCGUACUGUCUCUGCUCUCCUUGGCCAAGUCAGAGACCCUCUGGUUCCUGCAGCAUCGUGAGCUCCCGACAAAGAGGAUGAAGGAGGGUGGGAAGGAGGCGGGAAAGACGUACAAGAAGCACGUGUGGCAGGCAGAUUCUCCGACAGGGGAGGAACAUUUCAUCUCCCUCCUUGCAUCCCUCCUUCGCCUCAAGAACCUCUCCCUCAAGUUCCAGCACGUUUCCUCCGACUAUUUCUCGUCCUACCUUGAGGGACUGAUCGGCUCGUCGCUGGCUCAAGCAGCCCAGGCAGCGGAGGACGGGAAGGUGUCGCAGUACAUGUCGGAACUUGCUGAGGAUCUGAGGCAACCCGAGCCGUCCAAGAUGAGGAGUGUGCGUGUAGAUGUACAGAGGCUAAACUGUUGGAUCCGCAACAAGAACUACAGGAGCAGAGAUGGUUUGGAGGCCAUCUUCAAGAACUUGCAAAGAGCAUAUUAUUCUGCCCUUGUUGUCGAGGACAGCGGAGAGACUGUCUUUAGCCAUGCCAGUCUCGGAAGCAUCUUCCUGUGGAACGACCAGCUUCUCUUUCAUGCCAUCCAAACCUUCUUCGAGAUCAACCCAGCCAGCUGCUUGAUUGCUGUCCAGGUCUAUGAUGACAUGACCAGGUGUGCUCUUGCUCAGGCGUAUCCCGAGGAUAUCGAGAGUCACGGCAAGCAAGCUGUGACGUUUGCUGAAGAUCUGCUCAAAAGGCUGUGCAAGGCCUUCACUGUUAUGCUCCGGAAGCUCAUUCGUGAUCGAGAGCAGACAGACGUCAUCGGGUCGGCGAUGGAAAAAUCUCCUCUCGCCUCAUCCCUCUCCUCCUUCUGCAGCCAGAUCGCGCAUGACUGUCUCACCAUCAGAGUCUUCAACCGAGUCUUCAGUCCCCUCCAAGAAGUCGUCCGGGCAGUUCGACAGGAUCUCCGCGACUUCCUGUACGAGAAGAUGCUCACGGGAGGGAUCAUACAGCCAAGGAUCACCUACCGCCAACUCCUCUCCUACCUCAACUCACUCUCUUGCCUCGAAGAGUUCGCCUCCAUGUCGCUCCCUGACCUGCUGGGCACUGUACUGGAGGACGUCUUCGAGGACGCAGCGGUGGGGGCAGUGGGGAAGGGUUUCAAGCUUGACUUGACUGGCUCCUCCUUCAAGGACUCGACCUGCCUGUCCUACAGGGUGGCCGAGUGGUACGCCACCAUGGUCGUGAAGCAGGACGUUUUCUUCGUUCCCUCCAAGAAAUCUUUCGUUGGCCCCGAGCAAUAUGUCGAGGACUCCACCUCGGUCCCCUCCCUCAUGUUCCUCUCCCUCCUCGUUGGGCCCAGAGGGUUGAGGUGCAUGGACCGGGUCCUGCUCUCCAAGAUCUUCAGGCUCCUCGAGAAAGUCCAGCUCAGCCUCAGCAGCAACCGGCCGACCCUGGCGAAGAUAGCGGAGGACUUCAAGGUGCACGACUACAAGGAACUGGAGGGGCUCGGCCAGCUGGACCUCGACGACGCCUUCAAGGCCCUCAGCAGCAUCGGAUCUCUGCUCCAGCUGCGGCAAAACCUCCACCUCGCCCUCAGCCACGCCAUGGAGCACUCCACCUGCCCCAGAGCCCUCCAGCUGUGCGUCAACCACACGGGCUCCUUCCUGCGCCUCCGGGAGACCUCGGAGCUGGACAUGAUCGCGUACGACAUGGGAGGUAGCAACCAUCUCUUCCCGGUCGACCCCAACUUGCAGCACACGGCUCUCUCCUCCGGCGUCUUCUCCAGGGAGGCCAUGGCAAGCGGCCGUUGGAAGAACCUCGAGCUCCUCCUCGCAGGCCUCAUCAGGUCCCAUAACCUGCGCGACGACGUCGUGCUGACAGAGGCCUGUGGCUACGGAGGAGUCCUCAACGGCCCAGCUGUGGGCAUUCUCGCUCUGCUCAUCCUCGCCGUCAGCAACGAGCCGGAGGAGCAGCUUCGAGAUACUCCGAGUGACCUCCUGCAGGAGCGACGCGUUUCCCACAGCAUCGCCGUCCUCGUGCGCAUCAUGACAUACCUGGCGUCGAAGCCCGCGAGCAAGAAGCAGAAGAAGAAGAGUCAGAGGGCUGCUUUCAUCCUUAUUGACAGGUUCAUCGAGCAUGCGGAGAAGUACUGCCCCAACGUCCGCAAGCACGCGCCUUCCUUCCUUAUGUCUAGCGCCAUUCAGAACCUCGUGGUUCCUGACGAGGCUCACAACGAGACAAACUUCACUGAAGAAGGGAUAGUCGAGUAGUCUAUGGCUCAGUCCCAAGGCCUCCUGUACCAGUAAAGUACCGCUAAUUUC
Molecule: messenger RNA, 3566 nt
Organism: Guillardia theta CCMP2712
Lineage: Eukaryota; Cryptophyceae; Pyrenomonadales; Geminigeraceae
Exons: 3
Coding region: 24-3515 (1163 amino acids)
Biological process (GO): cortical actin cytoskeleton organization; cell projection assembly; cell morphogenesis
Cellular component (GO): SCAR complex
Source: RefSeq, a predicted model, not a curated record